Messenger RNA from Cherax quadricarinatus, 2321 nucleotides. RefSeq lists its product as uncharacterized. The record is from RefSeq and is a predicted model, not a curated record. Gene Ontology annotation, cellular component: cytoplasm. Lineage: Eukaryota; Metazoa; Arthropoda; Malacostraca; Decapoda; Parastacidae. Gene Ontology annotation, biological process: negative regulation of signal transduction.
UGUAACGCAAAUAGGCAAGACUAGCAGCGCCCACAUUAUUCAUUAAGGCUUAACGUUUCCUGCGACCUGUCAGUGAACACGUACUCACAAAACUAAGAUAUUAUAACGCCAAGCUGGUGUUAUUACGCAGAGUCAAGCGUGUGACAACGGAGCAACACGUAGAAACUAUGCCUCCGGUGAUUCAAGGUUCACCUGUGUCCCUCUCAUCCAUUACGGAAGAAGAGGAAGUGGAGAGCGGGGAGGCACUGCUUGUGAUGGAGAAGUUGAAGAGUGUCUUACAUAGGGGAGUAGAACGGUACCUCAACUAUGAAGCUUUCCUCAUCUCCCGCACCACACUACUCAGGGCUGCCCAUGACGUGUUGAGGCUGAGUUGUGACCGUCCUCUGGGACUCCGCAGUGCUCUGGUCGAACUUUACCUUCAUGAUGGAUACUCCUCAAAGCGGUUAGCGCAGGUUGUGGCUGACCCUCGUCAGGAGGUGAAGACAGUAAUCAAACUGACCCUCCACCAGGACCACACCUCAGACUCGAACACACUGCACAUCCAGUCUGGCUACACCAUGGAGCGCCACUGUCUUCCUUGAUCAUUUCUAUACAAGCCUCUUUUAUUUUUAUAUACCAUGAAGGUUUAAUGAUACGUUUGUGAUUUCCUAAAUGCUUCAAGGCAUUAAGGUAGUACGUAUUAUCCUUUUUUAUAACCGGGAUGAUAUAUUUCCAUCUUCCAAGAGAGCCACAAGAGCAAGAGGAAAUUAUCCACCAGAAGUCGGAUCUCUAGGUGAGCGAAAAUGAGCUUAAUGGUAAUAUGAUAAACCAAGUACAACAAAUUCUCAAGCAGUAGCAAAGCCUGGAGGUGAAGUAUGUGUAUUUCAGACCACCAAAUGUUUCAUCUCCAACUUUUGCUAUGAAUUAAGAGGUGUACAGAGAAUCAUCUCAGGGCACUAUAAGAAGUGUUGAGUGUAUAGUGUGCUCGAGGAAAUCUGGCAGUCCUUGCUGGGUCCAAGAGAGCAUUUGUCUCAUAAAGUGCCUUCACCUGGUCCAUGGCUUGGGGACACCUCUAGUACUUAACACAAUUUUAUUCUUAUGUGAUAAAAUGCAAAUACUAGCCCAAAAAUUUCGAUACUUUUGACGUAGUCAUGAGGCUAAUAUCGAUUACUAUUCCAAAUACUACUGCUGUACUUAACCUCAAUAGCAUGUGUUCCCAACAAGCACAAGUUAUUUUUCUCAGUGAAGUAAAAGUUAAAAAUAUACAACUGUCUAUAAAUUGAAUUUAUAUUCAGCGUUUUGAGAAUACAAUACGUUAACUAGGCCCUCUUUUUCUCUUAUUGUUUUUUGAAGAAUUAUGCGAGUGUUAUACGAAGAAAAUCUUCCUAAUGUUUUAUGCCCUCUUGUAUGUGAACCGUCCUCUUUAUUUUUAAGCAGCUAAUAUGCAUUUAAUAUCACCAUGUUUUCCAUGUAUGACAGUUACUUUGAAACUACCACAGCACAGUUUAUUAAGCCAGAAACUGGGUAAUGGCAGCGGUUCAUCACCUGAGCGUGGAGGUUUAUGGGGCAAAUUGGCAGUAUUCUGUGAAGGUACUUAAAUUUAUAUAACCCACCAUGACCUGCCCUGAUACAGUAACUGGCAGCACGCUGCCCAUGUGGCUCCUUCACGCUCCCUCACUUGGCCUAUUGUUUGUCAAGAUUCCCACCAGAAAAGCCCUCCUCAGUCUGAUUACAUAAAAAUAUGAAUUUUUUUUUUUAUUGGAGAGGAGUGAGCAUAACAUAAUCACAAAACUUGAGGUAUUAUAUUCUUCGUCAAUUGUUAAGUCCCUUAGCAGAAUCAGGUAAUUAACUUGUCAAACUUAUAAUGGAGCUUUGAUAAUGGUAAUUUUAUUUGUAAAAGUUGCGUUAGCAGUGUGUGAGGUUGGAAGGGCUACAAUAAAUUUUAGUUUUUGCUAACUCUAAUAUGCAUUUUACAUAGUAUUAGUUACCCGAUUAUUGUAACAUUAUGCUGUUUAUAUUACUGGUUACCUAAGUAUCAGUUAAAUUAUAUUUUUAUCAUACUCAAAGCUAUGUUAAACCACGUUUUUUUUUUUGUACAAUUUUAAUCCAGACAAUUGACAUAGCAUUGUAGAUAACAUAAUCAAUCAUUUGUGUAUAGGUCAUCUUCACUAGUCAUCCAUAUAUACCUGUUGAGUAGAUUCAGGGUUCAUGAAUGCAACGCUAUCAGGAACACUCUUGUACGUGUGAUCAAUUGCUCAAAUUAUCUUUGUAGUUUCAUCGCCAUUUUUGUGAUUAGUUUAAGAACUUUUGUAUGCGGAUAUAAAAGAAAAUUCAGCUAUAUA